This is a messenger RNA of Aspergillus calidoustus, 756 nucleotides long. The record is from the annotation of a GenBank genome assembly. Lineage: Eukaryota; Fungi; Ascomycota; Eurotiomycetes; Eurotiales; Aspergillaceae.
AUGUCUACCACUUGUAUAUGGCCUCGUGACGCAGCGAUAGACAAAGGUGUCCGGCCGCUGUUAUCUUCUGAAUUCACAUUGACCUGGUCCGUCUUGAGAAAGAAUUCCACUAUUUGUCCGUGGCCACAUGCUGCCGCAUGGAAUAACGGCGUCAUCAUGGUCCUGACCGAUCCCAGCGCCGAAUAUUACACGGAUCCGUGGGAGGGGCUGUCAUCUGGUUUCCCCAAUCCUGACACCUCGGAUCCGACAAUCUCCAUCCUGGAGCUUCGAGAUCGCCACGACCUGUCUCCUCGCGCCGCGUUUGAGCCGCUGCGGCGUACCCUGCUGGACCAGAUCCAGAUCAGCCAGGACCAGCGGAUGCAGCAGGGUUUACUCUUCUCUGCCCAGCAUUUGAAUCAUCUCUGGAAUCGGACCCUUUGCGGGGGCCAGCUAGUGACUCCCGAGGCCCGCAUUGAUUGCCUUCGAAUCGCGCGGGAGAAGUUGCCGGUCGAUCCAUCGCUGGGUCCCCGUCUUGCGGAAUUUCUCGCUUACGCGUCACGAGCUGGCUGCCCGCCACAUGACAUCCACAUCGUCGUCGCAUCCGCGCUGCUGAUAGAUGCUUACCCUGCUGGCAUGCACAGUUCCGGGCGGACGACGUCUACGACAGCCUAUAUCGAGAGCACUGUCGGGCAGCGUGGGAAAUCCGCCAAGACCCUCACCCGGAUCGGCAUUGUGAUGCGGUCCACAAGUGUUUGGCGCAGUUUGUGGAGCGACUAG